GUCCCCCGCGAGCGGACGCUUGCUGUCGCCGCGUACCUCGGCCCUUCGGCGGUUAACGGUUAACCCCACUGGGCUUGCGGAUGCUGAGUCCAGAAGGGGGCCGAACUAACUUAACCCGAAUCUGUCUCGUGUAGAGUCGGGACAGAGGGUUGCUUCACCGAGCUCGUCCUGCCGCAGAGCCGGGCCGGACACGGGCUGGGACAGGCCUGGCCUGGGUGGCGAGCCCGUGGACACCCAGCUCAGGACCUCAGGCCCCUGCCUGUGCCUGGAGGAGAGCAUGGAAGAGCGGGAUGAGAAGCCCCCAGAGCCCCUGAAGGCCUGUGCGCAGGACUCUCUCUUUCCUCAAGAGAUUCUCAUCAAGGUCGAGAGAGAAGAUGCUGGGUCCCUGGGCAGCCCAUCCCAGGAAGAAGUGAACUUCAAAAUUGUGACUGUGGACUUCACUCAGGAGGAAGAGGGCAUUUUGAACCCUGCCCAGAGGACCCUGGACACAGAUAUGAUCCUGGAGAACCACAGGGACUUGGUCUCUUGGGAUUCGGCAGCUGCACUUGGAAGAAGAGAAUCGUCAUCAAAGCAGAGCAUUUUUGAUGAUGAACCAUCCCAUGGAGUGAAGAUAGAAAGGUUGACAAGAGAUGAUCCUUGGUUAUCUUCAUGUGAAGAAGUUUGGGUUUGUAAGGACGAGUUGGAGAAGCGACAGGAAAAAGAAGAGAGACUUUUGAAGAAAUUGGCAGUGACUCAAAAGACCACUAUUACUCAUGAGAGAGUCUGCAAAAGUGAUGAACUUGAGAAGAGUGGUCUGAAUUCCAGUCUUCUUUCACCUCAUAUGAUACCCAUAAGAAACCAUUUUCACAAACAUGCCACACGUGUUAAAAAAUUACAUUGUAAUUCUAUCGUGAACAAUCAUCAGAUAAUUAAUGACAGAGAGAAACUAUGUGAAAAUAAUGAAUGUGGGAAACCCUCCCAGAGCAUUCAUCUUAUUCAGUUUACAAAAACUCAAACAGAAGAUAAAUCCUAUGGAUUUAGCAACAAUAGUCAAUCUUUCAGCCAUGAUGUACCCCUAAAUAUACAUGAGAAAAUAAAUGCAAGAGGAAAAUCCUUUGAUUUUAAGGAAUGCGGGCAAGUUUUGAACCAUAGCAUAUCCCAUAAUGAACAACAGAGGAUCCCUGUUGAAAAGAAUCAACAUAAAUGUAGUAAAAUCUCCCAGAGUUCAUCUCUUGUUCAAAACAUGAAAAAUUCGGAAGAGAAACCCUUUGAAUGUAACCAAUGUGGGAAAUCCUUUAGCUGGAGCUCUCAUCUUGUUGCACAUCAGAGAACUCAUACAGGGGAGAAACCUUACGAAUGUAAUGAGUGUGGGAAAUCCUUCAGCCGGAGCUCUCACCUUGUUUCCCAUCAGAGGACUCAUACUGGAGAGAAACCUUACAGAUGUAAUCAGUGUGGAAAGUCCUUUAGCCAGAGCUAUGUCCUUGUUGUGCAUCAGAGAACUCAUACUGGAGAGAAGCCUUAUGAAUGCAGUCAAUGUGGAAAGUCAUUUCGGCAGAGCUACAAACUUAUUGCACAUCAAAGGACUCAUACUGGAGAGAAGCCCUAUGAAUGUAAUCAGUGUGGGAAAUCAUUUAUCCAGAGCUAUAAGCUUAUUGCACAUCAAAGAAUUCAUACUGGAGAAAAACCCUAUGAGUGCAAUCAAUGUGGAAAAUCCUUUAGUCAGAGUUAUAAACUUGUUGCCCAUCAGAGAACUCACACAGGAGAAAAACCGUUUGAAUGUAAUCAGUGUGGGAAAUCCUUCAGCUGGAGCUCUCAGCUUGUUGCACAUCAAAGAACUCAUACUGGUGAGAAACCCUAUGAAUGUAAUGAGUGUGGGAAAUCUUUCAACCGCAGUUCUCACCUUGUUAUGCAUCAGAGAACUCAUACAGGAGAAAAACCCUACGAAUGUAAUCAGUGUGGGAAGUCUUUCAGCCAGAGUUACGUUCUUGUUGUACAUCAGAGAACUCACACUGGAGAAAAGCCCUAUGAAUGCAAUCAGUGUGGGAAAUCCUUCAGGCAGAGUUCAUGCCUUACUCAACAUCAGAGAACUCAUACUGGAGAGAAACCCUAUGAAUGCAAUCAGUGUGGAAAAACGUUCAGCUUGAGUGCUCGACUUAUUGUACAUCAAAGAACACAUACUGGAGAGAAACCCUUUACGUGUAAUCAGUGUGGGAAAGCUUUCAUUAAUAGCUCUAAACUUAUUAGACAUCAAGCAACUCACACUGAAGAUAAAUCCUAUGAAUGUAACUAGUUUGGAAAUAUUUUAGCCAGAGUACAUUCCUUCCUUCCUCCCUCCCUCUGUUUCUUUUAUAAGGGAGCACUUGUAUUGGAAAGAACUAGUAUAAAAACUGUGGAAAAGCUUUCAGUAACCCUUUGUUGUUGUGUAGCUGGAAAUUUGUUCUGGAGAAAAGGGGAACUAUGGAUCACCUAUUUUCCUUAGAAAUUCCAGGUACAAAAUUAAACUUAGCCCUUAUGACACAUUCCCAACAAAAAAUAAUAAAUAUUGGCACUUUUCUUGCUGAAAUCACCCAGACCUGAUUCUGAGAGAAUUACCAUAAAAUGGAGAAUAUGUUGUGGAGUUAUUGCCAGUGAGGUAGACCUCUUUUCCGAUAAAGAGUAAAUGAGAAUGCUGACACUGGUGGGCUUGUUAUUGAGAAGGUUGGAAGAUUGCUCUAGUUAAUAGAAAUUAAGCUGGAAAACAGUAAUUCAGUUUAUCAUCUUACAACGUGAUUUCCCCACCAGCUACUUUAAUUCAGUUUAUCACCUUACAACAUGAUUUCUCUACCGUCUGUUUUACAUCCUGUUUCAUCAGCACUUUCUGUUUAUGUGAAGAUUUUGUAAAACUUAUUUUGUAAAACUUAGGAAAAGUUGACAUAAAGUUGACAUAAAGUAAAAAAUGCAGGACAAGAAUAUAAAACAUUCAUUUCUAAAACCAUUGUGAUAAGAUACUUGUGUAUGGAUGAGAAUUGAAAGGGGUUCUAGGUGUGUUUUGACUUUUAGGUUUAUGCCUGGUUUUCUUCUUUUGGGGGGAAUGUAUACUGUUUUGAUAUUCUAAAUGAUAUGAGUAAAAAUUAGUCAAAAGCCAAAAGAAAAAUACAAAGAUUUCCAUCUCCUUUGACCAUUUAGGAAAGACUGGACAGCCACAUAGCAAAGAUCCCCAGGGUUUUGAGAUUUCCAUUUGGAUUAGUAUGAUUGGGUCACUCUAGAAUUUAGGAAUAUUCUUCAUUGAAAAUGAAAUAUUUCCAUGGGAAUGUGGAACUGGAAAUUUAGGCCAGAAAGGCUUUUAUAUGAGGAACUGAGAAUGUGUUAGGCAGUAUAAGGGCAAGUGGGCUUUUUUUUUUUUUUCUUCAUAUAUCCAAAGCAGUGUAAAGGAGUUUUAUUUUUAAGGUUUUUUUUUUUUCCUCCCCUCAAUAGAUUGUCUUUUUUUCUGUGGGAUAUAUUCCCUAAUGUGAGAGUCCUUUGAGUGGGAAGGCACUGCCCUGGCCAAAUGCUUGUCAUCUAAAUUAAGUUUGCAAGAAAGCUUUUAGUGAGGUAAGAUUUGUAGCUUCUCAUUGAUUUAUUUUAUUUUAUUUUAUUAGAUUUGGUUCACAUGUUUUUCUGGCCUUUUCCUCUAAAUCAUGAAUUCUAAUCCUGUGGAUUAUGGACCUGAAACCUCUGAUCCCAGAGAGUUAAUAAAAAAUAAUCUGAGAUUUGAAGUGAGAGAUCAGAGAAUAAAGGUAAAUUCCCAGGAG
Rhinolophus ferrumequinum (greater horseshoe bat) is the source of this 3749-nucleotide messenger RNA. RefSeq names its product zinc finger protein 180 (gene ZNF180). The transcript is spliced from 5 exons. Gene Ontology annotation, biological process: negative regulation of transcription by RNA polymerase II. The coding region runs from base 278 to 2269 and encodes 663 amino acids. NCBI's taxonomy places the organism in Eukaryota, Metazoa, Chordata, Mammalia, Chiroptera, Rhinolophidae. Gene Ontology annotation, molecular function: DNA-binding transcription repressor activity, RNA polymerase II-specific. The record is from RefSeq and is a predicted model, not a curated record.